Messenger RNA from Metschnikowia bicuspidata var. bicuspidata NRRL YB-4993, 430 nucleotides. RefSeq lists its product as uncharacterized. The transcript has a single exon. The record is from RefSeq and is a predicted model, not a curated record. Lineage: Eukaryota; Fungi; Ascomycota; Pichiomycetes; Serinales; Metschnikowiaceae. The coding region runs from base 150 to 386 and encodes 78 amino acids.
AGCCUAUCGCCCUACGCCUUGUACCUAGCUUUCGGCAGAAUCCCGGGGGCCCGGCGCCGCCCGGAUUCAAUGGCAGAGAAGUUCGCCGCAUGGGGCAGGCCAAGGCACCCGGUCACGUGACCUCGGGCUGCCCGUCCGCCUCGGUCCCCAUGGCGCCCGCGUCCCUGCUGAAGCCUACGCUGGCCUCAGAAUCCGCUCUACUUUUCCUGCCUGCCCAAUUGAGUGUUUCUGCCCCGAAUUGUUGUGGCGGCGCUGCCCUUUAUAAUCUCAUGUUCCAGAUGCGGGCUUUUCCAGAUCCGAUGCGCGAAGCUUGCAGCCGGCCAAUGAAUCAUUUCGUCACGAAAAAGGGCAAACAAAUUCAGCGAGUCUUGCCUUCGGGUUUUUAAUCAACCUAUCAAAUUCCUAGACGACCCAAAAAGGAGUGUGUGGG